This is a messenger RNA of Adineta ricciae, 312 nucleotides long. NCBI's taxonomy places the organism in Eukaryota, Metazoa, Rotifera, Eurotatoria, Adinetida, Adinetidae. The record is from the annotation of a GenBank genome assembly.
AUGUCAUGUGAACACAAAGACGAACAAUUUACAUUACGCUUUCUCGAUUGUGAUUGCACAUGCUGUGGCAUUCGUCAACAGCACACACCUCCGAUCGAAUGUCAGAUGGAUCGAUCACAAUUUCGACAAAUAAUCAAAAACAUUUCUAAACCGCGCUAUGGCUUAGAUUGCCAAUGUUUGUGUGGUGAAAAAUCGUCAGCGAUCAGUUCUAAAGAUUCAUGUUCUUGUCCGACAAUGAAUACGAAUAUGGCAACACCGAUUCAAGUCAAUUUUAGUGUUGAUACAGGCAUAAAGCAAUCGUCUAAUGUUUAA